AAAAAAACAAAAAAUAGGAACUGUGAUGUGAGAAGUGAUGAUGUGAGCGUUUGAGCUGCGCUUCUCAAAGAAACUUCUGCUAUCUGAACAGACAAACCUGCAGAAGCUCUUCAUCUGGACUUCACUUUACUCUCCAGCUGACAGCGUCUCGUGGAGAUGCGCUACACGUUUAAGCCGGAUGACUGUAUGGUCAUCAGCAUUCCUCUGGGAAGCAUCAGGAACACGAGAGAUGGCCAGCUGAUGCCCGAGAAGUUCACCUGCGUCUUUAAAGAUGCUUACAAGGUUUUUCUUAAAGGACGACCAAAGGAACUCGGGGCGGCUCAGCUCAGCAUCGGAGUGUUCGUCAUCUGCAUCGGCAGCCUCAUUAGUCUUGAAUAUGGUUCACAUCAUCUGAUGUACACCCUACCUAGUGCCCUGUUCAUUGCAAGUGGCAUUCUGACAUUUGCGGCUGGAAAUUCUCCAUUCAUGCCUGUGGUAAAGCUGUCCUUCAUAUUCAACAUCAUCAGCCUGUUCUGGUCCAUCACAGCUAUAGUUCUCUGUCCAAUAUUAUAUGAAGAAUCUUCGUAUAGUAGUUCGAAUUACAGCCCAGCAGUACAAGAUAUCAAUACAGGGUACGUAAACAUGCGUUUGGACACACUUCUGUACUGUUUUCUCCAGAGAAAGAUGUUUGUAGGACUGAAGGUGGUGAUCGGUGUGUUGUGUGGGUUCGAGUUGAUUCUGGCUCUGGUUCUGAUCUACUGGGAGAGUAAAGCCGUGUGCAGAGCACAUUUUAAUACUCUGCCCUUGAUCACCAUCAAGCAAGAUACUUGAUUCGCCGGGUGAGAUUGAGGACAAAUUACCCAUUUGUGAAUUGAACUUUAAUUACGUCUUAAUGUGUAUAAAAAUGCUUGUGUAAUUUCUUGUUUCUGCGGCUCAGCCGAUGCUGCAAUGUCAGGGUCAUGGAAUUUUUAGCAUGAAUGCACUGUAAAGCGCUGGAUAAACAUGUUUGCUGAAUGCAUAAAUGUAAAUGUGCCACAAUAAGCUUGUGUAAUUUUCAAUGCAUUUGUUCACUAUUAAAGUACUGAGUACUGAG
Molecule: messenger RNA, 1072 nt
Organism: Labeo rohita (rohu)
Lineage: Eukaryota; Metazoa; Chordata; Actinopteri; Cypriniformes; Cyprinidae
Exons: 8
Coding region: 157-810 (217 amino acids)
Cellular component (GO): membrane
Source: RefSeq, a predicted model, not a curated record